Penicillium malachiteum is the source of this 1506-nucleotide messenger RNA. RefSeq lists its product as uncharacterized. Bases 1 to 1506 code for a protein of 501 amino acids. The record is from RefSeq and is a predicted model, not a curated record. The transcript is spliced from 2 exons. NCBI's taxonomy places the organism in Eukaryota, Fungi, Ascomycota, Eurotiomycetes, Eurotiales, Aspergillaceae.
AUGCCAGCUAUGAUUGCUUCUUCGCGGGUGCCAUUGCGCCUUGCGCGCAGCUCACGACGAGCUUCAGUCAUCGCAAGGAGCAUUGGCUCUAGCGUGCGAUGGAAUAGCGCCUAUACCUGGCUCACCAAAACACCGCACAAAAUUCUUCCAGAGGAUGUGGUAUCAUCUAUUCCGUCAUCUUACGAGACCAAGUCGAGCGCUGUCCCCGUCCUACUCGUUACCCCAAGUCUUGCGCACUGGCUCGAUCCUACGUCGUCCUUUCUCAGCGAUUUUAUGACAAAAUUUCACCAAUCGUCUCCAGAGACAAUUACUACCCGUCACGCUGUUGCCGCUGUGGUUGAUAAAAUCCCAAAUGUUGCGCAAUCACACUCUUCGUUAUCGGAAAGCGCAAUUGGAGCAUCAGAGGAAUACGAGGGCGUUUCUCUCUUGGUGAUCGAGGGAGAUAACCUAAAAUGGAAGGCUGAGCCUCCUCGUCGUAUUGGAGACCCGGCUGGCGAAGAGCCUAGUCUAGUGGUCUCAGUGCGCGACGAGGGAUCUGCCCAUGCGGUUGGCUUGCGCCUAGCCAACACGGUUUUCACCAAUGGGAAAGAACGAACCUUCCUAGGAAUGCGCUGGACUGCCGGUAUUAAUGGCUAUGUUUUGGAUAGAUCCGUGGGCCUUACAAGCUGUGUCGUUACGUCUUCAGAGGCUAGUGUCCAGCCUGAAUUAUCCUUACCACUACAACCUGUCACUCAGCGCCGCAGGGUGAUCACUGGCAUGGGAAACAUCUUGCGUCAGCUGGCCAAAUCUACUGACCCGUCUUCAAAUGAGCCAAUGCCUGCCUCAACUGAGCUUGAGAAGGAACUCCCACGAUAUAUCGAAGAGAAUAACAUCGCAGAUCGGAGAGUCUCCGUUUGGGCAUUGGUUGAGAAACCCGAUAUUGAAGUUGCUGGUGAAACAUUAUCUACUCAAGAUCGGCUGACAAAGUCACUGAGUCAGGGUGGCAAGUUACAUCGUGUGAUGAGUGGUGGUGGUGGAUGGGGCAAGAAGCAGGGACUUCUCUCAUUAGAUCCAGAGAUUGCUUUCCCAACUAUGCUUCCUACAGAUCAAGCUGUCAACUUGGAUCAAGUGUUUGAUCCUAGUUCCCGUGCAGAUGAGCCAUUGGAGAUGCCUUCUUUCCUUGAGAACGGAUUGAUUGGAGAAGAUCUCUCGCAUCUGUCGCAGGUUGCAAAUGCAGGAGAUUUCAUUGAGUUCUUUGUGUUGGUCGAAUCAUCAUAUUCACACAACGUGAAACUCGAGUCAAAACAUUAUUGUUUUGGAGUGAUGUCUAAUGCCGAGGAACCAGAUUAUCAGGCGAUUGGUUCUGAAGAAAAGCACCUCGAACCGGUUCCCAAUACGUUUGGAGCUCUGUCUGAGAAGGCGAUUACCUACACCCAGCCUGUAUUGCAGGAGGGUAAGACGACUGAGUCUACCACCAAGUUGGACGUAUCGGGAUGUCGAGUGACCCUGCAGUGUGGGGGACAGUGA